Erpetoichthys calabaricus (reedfish) is the source of this 2052-nucleotide messenger RNA. RefSeq names its product arylacetamide deacetylase (gene aadac). The record is from RefSeq and is a predicted model, not a curated record. Bases 237 to 1442 code for a protein of 401 amino acids. Gene Ontology annotation, cellular component: membrane. Lineage: Eukaryota; Metazoa; Chordata; Cladistia; Polypteriformes; Polypteridae. The transcript has 5 exons. Gene Ontology annotation, molecular function: carboxylic ester hydrolase activity.
GCCCACGACUCGGUAAUCUUGUAGUGCGAGCUCGUGGCCCGUCCAGCAUCUUAAAGAUCAGAUGACAUUAACACGUGCUGUGGUAUCUGAUUGGCUUCCUUCCAGUGAGUGUACAGAUCACAUUUUGCCCCGGUACGGUCGACUAGUAAAUCAGUGAAGAUAACAAUUUCAUUUGGCCUUUGCUCAUUUCAGUUUUUUAGGCUGUACUUUAUUUUGAUUUCCUUUUUCUUUUAAAAAUGAGGUCACAACUACUGUGUUUAACUAUAGCGCUCGCAUUACUGGGCUAUUUUGUUUACAUGCCAAUUCCGGACGACAUCGACGAGCCGUGGAAGCUGAUGGUUGCGGAUUCUUUACUUCGAAGUCUCAAUCACCUGGGGAAUGUUGCUGAACUAUUGGGGCUGAAGCACUACAUGGAUAUUAUGUGGUUUUUCACUUUUGCUGAACAGGCAGCUGUAAUUUCUGAUGACAAGGUGAAAGUUACAGAAUCAAUGUUUCAUGAGGUCCCAGUUAUUGUGUAUGAACCCAUGCAGAAAAAAAAUGAGGAGCUCAGAAGGGCAAUAAUUUACAUUCAUGGUGGUGGUUGGUGUUUGGGCAGUGCAAAGAUGGCUCCCUAUGAUCUCCUGUCUCGACGGACAGCUGCAGAGCUGAAUGCUGUUGUAGUAUCAGUCGAGUACAGAUUGGCCCCAGAGCACCAUUUUCCCACUCCAUUUAAUGAUGCUUACCAUGCAGUGAAACACUUUCUGCAAGAACAGGUCCUCGCCCAGUAUUCUGUGGAUGCCACUCGAAUUGCUCUUUCUGGAGAUAGUGCGGGAGGAAAUAUGGCAGCUGCAGUUGCUCAGCAGAUUCAAGAAGACCGUGACAUCAAACUGGAUCUAAAGGCUCAAGCUCUUCUCUACCCUGUUCUUCAAGCACUUGACAUGCAGACACCUUCAUAUCAGCAGAAUGAAUACAUGCCUAUUCUACCAAAGGUGAUGAUGAUUAGAUUCUGGAGUGAGUACUUCACCAGUGACAAAACUCUCUACUAUGCCAUGUUGGAAAAUCGACAUAACAGUUUAAAAUCCAUUCAGCUCAUGAAGUUUGCAAAUUGGAGCAUUUAUCUACCAGAGAAUUAUCGCCAAAAAUACACAUACUCAGAUCCCUACUUUGACAGUAAGGACCUAUCUGAAAGCAUCUCAGACCCCAGAGCCUCACCCCUCCUGGUCGAUGAUGAUAAACUUCGAGUUUUACCAAAAACGUACAUCGUGACAUGUGAAUAUGAUGUAUUGCGAGAUGACGGAGUCAUGUAUGUAACAAGGCUGAGGAGGGCUGGAGUGCAGGUUCACCAUGAUCAUUAUGGUAAGGGGUUUCAUGGGGCUAUGAUGUUCACAAUGUUGCCAUUCAGCUUUAAAAUUGCACAUGAAAUGACAGAAAACUAUAUUAAUUGGCUGAAUAAAAACUUGUAAAGUUGGACCAUUCCUGAGUUUGCAGGUUAUUCAGUAAGGCAGGGCUGAGAAACCAUUUACUGUAGGUGCAAUGAAAUGUAAUCUUCGGAGCAAUUAUUUAUCUUGUUUAUUUUGAAGGGAUGGUUGAUUAGUUAAGUGUGAAAUUUCAAAUGGUACUACCAUUUCAUUUAUUGUCUACUCAAGGCAUUCAGAAAGUAUUAGACUAAAACUGAUAUGUUAUUAGAACAAAAUGGAGAAGGUGUUGACUUGUUCCAUCUGCUUUGUCUGUGAUCAAAACAUUGAGUUAAAUUUUAUCAAGUGCUUUCCCACCAACUACUGUAAUGUAUUAUGUAAUAUAUUUUUGAAUUCAGCUCUCCCAGUGGAUUAACAAUUUUCCCACAACUUAAGUGGCAUUGAGGUAAUUUUUAGAGCAAGCUGUUUUGCUAGUUCAGUGCCCUUCAAAGUGUACUUCCUCUUUCAUUAACUGGGUGAAAAGGGCACCUACCUGUUAGUGAAAGGUAAAGGAUGCUGUUUAUGUAUGGCAGCUCGUAUGUGUAGUCAGAUGGUUGGCUUGGUAAUCAUGAUUUAAAUAAAAUUAGGCCAAAUACAUGACAAUCCAGACUUUGCUGCU